CCUGUGUUGUUAAUCCACAAAAUAUGAGCUAACAAAUAGCAAGGUAGUUUUGGAUUAACACAAACCAUCCACAAUGACAUUUAAUUUGUAAAGCCCAUUUUCUACCUCUAGUCGUCUAAACCCCAAUUGGUAGCUGUUGGUGGCAGUGGCGGUGGUGGCCGUUGGUGGUGAUGGGGAGUGAGACCACUGCACGAUCAAGAAAAGUAAUGGUGGUGGCAGACCCAAGCCGCGAAUCAGCAGGUGCGCUUCAAUAUGCACUAUCCCAUGUAGUUGUUGAGAAUGAUGAGCUCAUACUUCUCCAUGUCGAAAGUUCAUAUUCUUGGUGGAACACAUUUUCGUUCAGAAAGAUAUAUAGUCUAACGCCAGGUCCCAUGCCCAACUCAUCUGAAGGAGGCGGUGGAGUUGGGGAAGGUGACUUUCUUGAAGCAAUGCGGCAGGUGUGCCGGAUUGCCCAGCCAAAAAUCCCUGUUCGCUUAGAAAGGACUCAGUUAAUGGAGGAGACCAAGGACAAGGCGAAUACUAUCCUUAACAAAAGCAACCUGUUAAGGGUCGAUCUUCUUAUUAUUGGCCAGAGACGAGGUUUCUCAACUGCAAUAUUAGGCACGAGCAGGUAUAAACUGUCAGGAGGGUCGGGUACAAAGGGGUUAGAUACAGCGGAGUAUUUGAUUGAGAACAGCAAGUGCACUUGUGUUGCAGUGCAGAAAAGAGGACAGAAUGCAGGUUAUGUGCUCAAUACAAAAACCCACAAAAACUUCUGGCUCCUAGCAUGAUCAUUUUUGGUCAAUCUCACAAAAUUACUUGAAAAUCCUGCAAGCUUCAUAGAGAUGAUCACUUCCGAGGUCAGCUUCCUCUAUAGUGAUGGCAAUUGAUUCAAGAAGAAAUGCAUCGGCCAAUCAAGUGACUCCAGACCCAUUGCUCCCCCUAAGCCUCGCUUGUUUAUGACACAUACAAAUCAAUUUCAGAACUUGAGAUUGUUAAUCCUUUCAUUGCCAGAUUGAGUAAAACUUUUUAUUUAAGUUUUUUCUUUUCAUUUUA
Molecule: messenger RNA, 1035 nt
Organism: Populus trichocarpa (black cottonwood)
Lineage: Eukaryota; Viridiplantae; Streptophyta; Magnoliopsida; Malpighiales; Salicaceae
Exons: 2
Coding region: 171-770 (199 amino acids)
Source: RefSeq, a predicted model, not a curated record